ACCAUAUCUUAUAAAACUCCCACAAACAUUAAAAUUAAGUCAUAUGCAUCAUCACAACUUACACCUAAUCAAAAGUGCGUUCUUCUUUUUAAUAUUAGCUAUUCAUUUGAGAUUUCAAUAGAAGACUUCAAUAAUGAAUGGUGGCUUCUUGUUGAUAAUAUUUGGACUAGAUAUAGUUCUAGAAAGCAUAACAAUG
Molecule: messenger RNA, 196 nt
Organism: Cetraspora pellucida
Lineage: Eukaryota; Fungi; Glomeromycota; Glomeromycetes; Diversisporales; Gigasporaceae
Source: the annotation of a GenBank genome assembly